AUGGAAGUGUGGGGCUUGCUGCUGGCAGUGCUGGGGGGAGCUCUGUGCCAAGAACCAGAACAUCCCCAUGGCUGCUCUCAAGGCAGCUGCUACCCAGCCACAGGGGAUCUGCUGGUCGGCCGGGCUGACCGCCUCUCCACCACCUCCACUUGUGGGCUACGGCGUCCCCAGCCCUACUGCAUUGUUAGCCACCUGCAGGAUGAGAAAAAGUGCUUUGUGUGUGACUCCCGUCGGUCCUACGAUCCCUUGACCAACCCGAACAGCCAUCGCAUCGAGAAUGUCAUCACCACCUUUGCGCCCCGCCGCAAGAAGGCCUGGUGGCAGGCAGAGAACGGUAUGGAGCAGGUCAGCAUCCGCCUGGACCUGGAAGCAGAGUUCCAUUUCACUCACCUCAUUAUGACUUUCAAGACCUUCCGUCCGGCAGCCAUGCUGGUAGAGCGCUCAGCAGAUUUUGGCCGCACCUGGCAAGUGUACCGUUAUUUCGCCUACGAUUGCGCUGCAUCCUUCCCUCAUGUCUCCCAUGGAUCCUUGCGUCGGGUGGAUGAUGUCAUCUGUGAGUCGCGAUACUCAGACAUCGAGCCCUCCACUGAGGGAGAGGUCAUUUACAGAGUGCUGGAUCCGGCUAUCUACAUCCGAGAUCCCUAUGGUCCAAAAAUCCAGAACCUCCUGAAGGUCACCAACCUGCGGGUGAACUUGACCAAGCUGCACACGCUAGGAGACAACCUGCUGGAUUCACGCCGGGAGAUCAAGGAGAAGUACUACUAUGCCGUGUAUGAGAUGGUCCUGCGUGGCAACUGCUUCUGUUACGGGCACGCCUCGGAGUGCGCCCCUCUUCCUGGCGGCCCUGCAGAUGUGGAGGGCAUGGUGCACGGCCGCUGUGUCUGCAAACACAACACCAAUGGGCUGAACUGUGAGCAGUGUGACAGCUUCUACAACGAGCUGCCUUGGCGCCCGGCUGAGGGGCGCCGCACCAACGCUUGUAAAAAGUGCAACUGCAACGAGCAUUCGCACAAGUGCCACUUCGACAUGGCCGUGUACCUGGCCACGGGCAACACCAGCGGCGGGGUCUGUGACAAUUGUCAGCACAAUACCAUGGGGCGCAACUGCCAGCUCUGCAAGCCCUUCUACUACAAGGAUCCCUCCAAGGAUAUUCGUGAUCCCAGCGUGUGCCGUGCCUGUGACUGUGACCCUGAUGGCACGCUCGACGGCGGAGUGUGCGACACGCAUGAUGAUCCAGUGCUGAGGCUGAUUGCUGGGCAGUGCCGCUGCAAGGAGCAUGUGCAGGGACCGCGCUGUGACAGAUGCAAACCCGGCUUCUUUGGACUGAGUGCGGAAAACCCGCAAGGCUGUCAACGCUGCCAGUGUGACCCACGAGGCACGGUUCAGGACGGGCCCCAGUGCGAUGCCAUUACAGGCGACUGCUUCUGCAAACGCUUGGUCACUGGACGCAGCUGUAGCCAAUGUCUGCCUGAACACUGGGCCCUGAGCCCUGACCUACAUGGAUGCCGGCCCUGUGACUGCGAUGUAGGAGGUGCUCAUGACAACCAGUGCGCCAGAGAAACGGGACAGUGCCGCUGCCGCAACCACAUAGUGGGCAGGCAGUGCAACCAAGUGCAGACUGGCUAUUACCACAUUGCGUUGGACUACUACACGUAUGAGGCGGAAGAGGCCCGACUCCGCCAGGGGGUGGAAGUCAUGGAGCGAGUGCACCCAGCAGGCCACCCAGCCACGUGGACCGGGCUGGGGUUUGCCCGGGCUUUGAAAGGCAGCGUGGUGGAGUUCCAGAUCAAUAACGUGCCCUUCUCCAUGGAAUAUGACAUAUUGCUGCGCUAUGAACCUCAGCUACCUGGGACGUGGGAGGAGGUGAAGGUGUCUGUGGUGCGGCCUGGGCCUAUCCCCACCAGCAGUCCCUGUGGGAACACGAUCCCUGCAGAUGACUUGAUGUCCGUGGCUCUGCCAUCCACCUCCCGGUAUGUGGUGCUGCCUCAGCCAGUCUGCCUGGAGCAAGGGGUCAGCUACACCAUCCGGCUGGAGUUCACUCGCUACGGAGGGCGUGAGCAUUUGCAAGGUGCUGCUGUACUCCUGGACUCAUUGGUCCUGAUGCCACGUUACUCCUCCUUAGAGAUGUUCAUUGCCGGUGAUGCCGCCUCUAUUGCCCGCAAGGAGAUCUUUGAACGCUACCGCUGUGCCCAACAUGCUCGCCCUGUGGUUAAGGCACCCAUGCCAGAGCCUUGUGCCAACUUGCUCGCCAGCAUGUCUGCCAUCAUCCUCCAGGGGGCGCUGCCCUGCCUGUGUAACCCUCAGGGCUCACUCAGCUCUGAGUGCAACCCAAGGGGCGGGCAGUGCCAGUGCAAACCUCACAUCAUGGGCCGCCGCUGCGAACGCUGCUUCCCUGGCACCUUUGGCUUCGGGCCCAGCGGCUGCAAAGCAUGCCAGUGUGACAGGGAGGGAUCCUUGACCAGCUUCUGUGAUGGCUCCAAUGGACAGUGCCCAUGCCGGCCAGGGGCUUUUGGGCCUCGCUGUGACCACUGCCAACCUGGCCACUGGGGUUUCCCAAACUGCCGCCCCUGCCAGUGCAACGGGCGCUCAGAAGAAUGUGACCCGCGGAUAGGCAGCUGUCUGCGUUGCCGAGGCCACACAGAAGGCGAACGAUGCCAGAGGUGUGCAUCUGGAUACUACGGAAACCCCGCGUUGGCCUCAGGCGGCCAUUGCCGCCCUUGCCCUUGUCCUGAGGCACCAGGCUCUGGACGCCAUUUUGCUGCUGCAUGCCACCAAGACAGGCGCUCUGGGACUGUGAUGUGUAGCUGCCUCCCAGGCUAUACAGGCCCGCGCUGUGACGAGUGUGCUCCUGGUUACUACGGCAACCCCUGGCAGGCUGGGGGGCGAUGCCAGCCCUGCGCAUGUAACAACAACAUUGAAACCUCGGACCCGGAGUCCUGUGACCGUCGCACGGGCCGCUGCCUCCGCUGCCUCUACCACUCUGAGGGGGAUCAGUGCCAGCUCUGCCAAGCGGGCCAUUACGGUGAUGCCACCCGUCGUACCUGUCGCCGUUGCUCCUGUAACUUCCUGGGCACGGUGAGCAGCGAGUGUCCAUCGCGGGACCACUGCCUGUGCGAACGGAGCAGCGGGCAGUGCCAGUGCUUGCCCAACGUCCAAGGGCAGAGCUGUGACCAUUGUGCCCCCAACUUCUGGAACCUAGCCAAUGGGCAGGGCUGCCAGCCGUGCAGCUGCCACCCCCAGUACUCACUGAGCCCUGCUUGCAAUCAGUUCACAGGGCAAUGCCAAUGCCGGCCAGGAUUUGGGGGCCGUACCUGCUCUGAAUGUCAGGAGUACCACUGGGGAGAGCCCAGCCAGCAGUGCAGAGCUUGUGACUGUGAUCCGCGUGGGAUCGAGACCCCACAGUGUCACCGCGUCACCGGGCACUGUUCCUGCCGCCCGGGCGUGUCCGGCGUGCGCUGUGACCAGUGUUCCCGUGGCUUUGCCGGCGACUUCCCAGCCUGUCAUCCCUGCCACCAGUGCUUUGGAGACUGGGACCGCAUCGUGCAGGAUUUGGCGGCCCACACCCGCAGCCUAGCCCAGCGUGCCCAACAGCUCCAGCAGACGGGCCUCUCCGGGGCUUUCGAGGGCACCUUCCGUCGACUACAGGACAAGCUGAGUGCCGUCCAGGCCGUUGUCAACUCCCGCAAUGCCACCGCUGGUGCCAUCACUCAUCUCCUGCAUAAUAUGGAUGAACUGCGGCAGGAGAUAGCAGAUGUCACAGAAACGCUCACCCGCCUGGAGGGGUUGCUGACUGCAACCCAGGACGAGAAUUUCAACGCCAACCAUGCCCUAGGCACUCUGGAGCGUGCCGCUCGUAGCCUCAACCUCAGCCUGGCAGACCUGACAAGACACCUGGAUGCUCUCAAGCAUGCCAACGUGCUGGGGGCCUAUGAUAGCGUCCGCCAGUCCUUUGAGCAGUCGCGAGAAGCUGAGCGCCAGGCCAACGCCUCCACUUUGGCCGUGCCUAGCCCUGUCAGCCAGUCGGCCGCCAUCCGACGCCGCACAGAAGGCCUAAUGGCAGCACGGAGAGACACCUUCAACCGGCAGAACGCAGUGAACCGGAGAGCCCUGACUGAGCUGUCAGGACGUGUUGGAGGGCUCAGCCUUCAUCGGAUCAAUGAGAAGGUAUGUGGUGCCCCAGGGGACGUCCCUUGUCCCAGCAGCCCCUGCGGAGGUGCUGGCUGCCGUGAUGAAGACGGCAGACGUCACUGCGGGGGCCUCAACUGCAACGGGGCGGUGGCCACGGCCGAUAAUGCGUUGGACCGAGCCCGCCAUGCCGAAGGUGAGCUGCGCCGUGCUGUGGCUGAUGUGGAUCUGUUGCUACGCCAGGUAGCUGCGGCUAAAGCACAGGCAGGAGAGGCCAAGCGGAGAGCCCAAGCAGCCUUGGACAACGCCAACGCCACCAAAGCCCGGCUGGAGCACUCCAAUAAGGAACUGCGGGACCUCAUCCAGCAAAUCAAGGGAUUCCUGAAUCUUGAUGGGGCUGAUCCUGACAGCAUUGCUCUGGUGGCCUCCCGCGUGCUGGAGCUCUCCAUCCCAGCGUCACCUGCGCAGAUCCAUCACCUGGCUGAGGAGAUCAAGGAGCGUGUCAGCAGCCUGGCCAACGUGGAUGCCAUCUUGGACCAAACAGCAGGGGACGUACGCAGAGCAGGGCAGCUACUACAAGAUGCACGUCGUGCUAAUGCCCGGGCAGAGGGCGUAAAGACUGCUGCCGAAGCUGUGAAGCAGGCUCUAGACGAUGCCAAGCAUGCGCAAAAUGCUGCUGAGAGAGCCAUUCGCAAUGCGGCCAGUGAUAUCCACCACACAGAGAAUGCUGUUAAUAAGAUCCAGGAGCAGACAGAAAGUGCCGAGGGCCAGCUGGCUGAAGCCAUGGAACGGGUGGGCCGCCUGGACAGGCAGGUGGACGCCCUCAAGAUGAAGUGGGCCAACAACAGCCUGGCAGCCACACGAGCAGAGGACACAGCCAAUGCCGCCCGGGACCGGGCUGGGGAGGCCAAACAAGUGUUGGAGGGGCCGCUGGAGGACCAGUACCGCACAAUGAAGGAGCUGGUGGAACACAAGGCCCACCACGUGCAGCAGGCGCGGCAGAAAGCCGAGCGCCUACGUGACGAGGCCAAGGGGCUGCUGCGAGAUGCCCACGACAAGCUCCGGCGGCUGAGCGUGCUGGAAGGGACGUAUGAAGAAAACGAGAAGCUGUUGGAAGAGAAGGCAGCCCAGCUGGACGGGCUGGAGGCCAAGAUGAGGGCCAUUCUGGGCGACAUCAACCAGCAGAUCCAAAUUUACAACACGUGCCAGUGAUCGUCCUAUUUUCUU
Messenger RNA from Euleptes europaea (tarantolino), 5352 nucleotides. RefSeq names its product laminin subunit beta 2 (gene LAMB2). Gene Ontology annotation, cellular component: laminin trimer. Gene Ontology annotation, molecular function: integrin binding; extracellular matrix structural constituent. Gene Ontology annotation, biological process: cell migration; basement membrane assembly; substrate adhesion-dependent cell spreading. The record is from RefSeq and is a predicted model, not a curated record. The transcript is spliced from 33 exons. NCBI's taxonomy places the organism in Eukaryota, Metazoa, Chordata, Lepidosauria, Squamata, Sphaerodactylidae. The coding region runs from base 1 to 5337 and encodes 1778 amino acids.